GACAGCUGUUCGCUUGAUGCCCGCUGUCGCAUUUUUUAACUGAAUAAAUUAUUAAAACGUAGCUUUGGUAUAAUGUGUCUUCUGUGCACACAGUGCACGGAUAAUGCCACUGGCAUUAUCCCAUUAAGUUCACAGGAAGCUGAGCUACUUGACGUUAAAGCAAUCGUAGAAAAACACUUUUGGCUGCGGAUUGGAGACGCCAGUGGACAUAUUUGCGGUGCUUGCUGGAGCGAGUUGCAUGCAUUCCAUAAUUUCUAUUUACGUGUAGAACAAGCGCACAAGGCGCUACUCGAAAUUACAAACUUAUCAAUAGUUAAACAGACGGAGGAAACCGGGGCACAGGAAACCGUUUCCAUGGAAUUGCAGGUGGCAAAGGAUGUGGUUAAGACGGAGACAGGGCUAGGCGACAGUGUGGCGGCUGCUGUUAAGCGUCGGCGUGGUCGUCCACGCAAACAGCUAGCAGGCGGGGAAGCAACAGGUAUCGAUAGCAACGAAUUUAAAACCGUGUUGGAGCAGAUCAAUCUAAACGAAAUUAAAAUCGAAUUCCCUGAGGCUGACUUAAGCAUAGCUGAUGUGCUCGAAGACCAGGAGGAGCAAAGUAUAUCCGAUUUUCUGCAACAAAGUGAAGAUGAAAGCGCAGCAGAUGCUGCUGCCAUCGUCAAGCCAAAACAAAAAAAACCUCGAAAGACCAAAAAACGUCGCUGCCUAACCAAACUGAAAACUAGCGGCGUACAUAAUGUAAAGAAAUCACAAGAGUUCAAUGAAUACAUCAGGGAGCACUACAAGAUCUAUUGUCCAUUUUGUAAUGUACCAAUGGAGGACUUCUCUGAGAUGCUGUCGCACUCACGUAAGGAGCACAAUCAGCGCGGCUAUGCGAUGUGCUGCAAUCGCAAGUUUUUGAAGCGAGGCGUGCUCGUCGAUCACCUGCGGCGACAUCAGGAUCCGGAUCUGUUCAAAUGUCAGAUAUGCCAUCGUGUGAUGGGCCAGCGUCGCAGUCUGGAGCUGCAUAUGCGCAUGCACGAGAUCAAGCAACAUGGACGGCUCUACCAGUGCGAGCAUUGCUCGAAGAGCUUCUACAGCUCCGUCGUGUGCGAGCGCCACAAACUAACCCACAUUCCCAAGGAACAGUGGCAAGCAACGUGCACCAACUGCAGCAAAACAUUUCCCAACGAGUACCUGAUGCAGCAGCAUGUGAAGCUGGUGCAUUUGCGAAAGUUUGACAAGAUUUGCGACGUGUGUGGCAAGUCGAUUAGAGGUAGGGAGGCUUUAGUUCGUCACAUGGAGGAGCAUGCCGGUGCGCCGCAAAAGAUUAUCAAGUGUCAUCUGUGUGAAUCGACGCUAACAACCAAAUACGGAUUGGCCCGUCACAUUAAGAUGAUGCAUACAGCAGAGAAUUUGCAGCCGAUGCAGUGCGAAGUGUGCCUCAAAGUGUCCCCCACCCUGCAAGCGCAUCAGCACCACCUCAAGUACACUCACAAUACGGCACGUACUCACGAGUGUCCGAUGUGCGAGAAAGCAUUUAAACGCCCCAACGAAUUACGCGAGCACAUGACAACGCACACGGGUGAGGUGUUGUACACCUGCCCGCAUUGUCCGAAGACCUUCAAUUCGAAUGCCAAUAUGCACGCACAUCGCAAGAAAAUGCAUUUCAAGGAAUGGCAGGAGUAUCAUCGUCAGCAUCAAUCUCGCUAUCGUCGAUCGGAUACGAUAAUCUCUGUGAGCGUGAGGAAGACAACGGAGAAUGCAGAAGCGGCUGUGGCAGUGGCAGAAGCAGGUGCAGCUGCAGCUGUUGAGGUUGAGGCAGAGGUGGAGGCAGCCACGCGAACAGCAGGAACGGAAGUACUAUCACUUAUGUCAGUGGACAACGUCUUGGAGUGUUGAGAUUGCGUGUGCCCUGUGACAUAAUUGUACUUUGCGUUUAUUUUGAUUUCGGCGUAAUCAGUGUAUAAAGCUUGAACAACAAUUUGUAGCUUGUUUUA
Molecule: messenger RNA, 1979 nt
Organism: Drosophila hydei
Lineage: Eukaryota; Metazoa; Arthropoda; Insecta; Diptera; Drosophilidae
Product: transcription factor grauzone
Exons: 4
Coding region: 73-1881 (602 amino acids)
Biological process (GO): regulation of transcription by RNA polymerase II
Cellular component (GO): nucleus
Molecular function (GO): zinc ion binding; DNA-binding transcription factor activity, RNA polymerase II-specific; RNA polymerase II transcription regulatory region sequence-specific DNA binding
Source: RefSeq, a predicted model, not a curated record